Messenger RNA from Clonostachys rhizophaga, 1086 nucleotides. The record is from the annotation of a GenBank genome assembly. NCBI's taxonomy places the organism in Eukaryota, Fungi, Ascomycota, Sordariomycetes, Hypocreales, Bionectriaceae.
AUGACCAUUGAAUUCCAACCCAUCGAGGUCCCAGGGGCCAGGACCUAUUAUGGCAAUGCCCUGCCGUAUGGCCUCCAUGCCAAGAGCUCCACGGGCGAAGUGCCUCCGCUCGCCGAGUCCGUAGCAGCCAUCCGCGAGUUCUCCGCGUCGGGAAGGCUUCAGGAGUUUCUGGAUCGUCACGGUGCGGUGCUCAUCCGUGGCUUUGGUCGCCCCUCUGCCGAGACUUUCUCUGCCUUGGUCACAGCGGCCGAGGAGGCCAGAGGGUUUCACCCUUUUGAGCAGAUUGGUCUGGCUGGAAAGCGAACAGCGAAAGCUGAACAUGUCUGGACAGCAAAUGAAGGAUCUUCUGCUAAGAGGUUCUAUCAACACAACGAGUAUGCCCGAUACACUCGCUUCCCAUCUACCAUUCAUUUCUACUCAGUGAAGAAGGCGCCUAAAGGUGGACUGUCACCAAUCGCCCACACGGCCAAUGUCUUCGACAAGGUUAAGGCUGAAAUCCCCGAGCUAGUUGAGGGAGUACAGAAGCGCCGACUCGCCAUGAAGAUGCUGUUCCGAGCCCCAGGAAACGAGGGAGAUGACAAUCAAUUCAACUGGGCAGGGGAGUUCAGCUUUGGCAAGGAACUUGUCCCUGGAGAUGACGAGGCUACCCAGAAGCGAAAGGUCGAGAAGCAGGUGCAAAGGCUUACUUCAGACUACAAGUGGACUGAAGAUGGCAGCAUUGAGCUGACGCAACAUAUCCCCGGGAUUCGCCGACACCCUGUUAAUGGCAGACCCCUGUGGUUUAAUGGCCUCUUAGGUCGUCACGGAACUACAAGGGACAUUGGUGCUCUUGACCCUCCAUACGUUGGACGGGACAACAUGACCUAUCUUCCUUCUGUUUAUGGUGAUGGAACACCAAUCCCGCGGGAGUAUCUGGACAAGUUGAUUGACGUCGUCGACAAGGAAGAGCUUCACUUGUCACUUGAGGAGGGUGAUAUUCUCCUCGUAGACAACUACCAGGUCUCUCACGGCAGACAGCCAUGGGAAGGGGAACGAGAGUUGCUCGUGUCUAUGUGGGAAGGCCCUACGCCUAUUGGAGCAUAUUAA